GUACAACCAGCACAACAUCAACAACAUCAAUGACACUGGCAACUCCAACAAAUACUAUGUUAGGAGUCUCAACACCUUCAACAACUACAGGAGGCUUAUUUGGGUCUCCUUUUAAUACUUCUAUUGCUUCUGCUACACCUACAAUGCAGACAGCGCCAAUGAAUACAAAUAUUAGUGGAACAUCAGGUGUAUCAACAGGUACAAUACCAGGUGUAGCUUCAGGCUCAAUAUUUGGUACACCAAUAUCUACUGGAUUAAACACAGGAGCUGGAACACCAUUAGGAAUGACGCUGAAUACUACACCUGGGGCGUUAUCUAAUGUUCCUGCUAAUACAACGUUGGGUAUGACUUCUGGUACAACAUUAAAUGCAACAAAUACAUUACAAGCACCAUCUCAGCCAUCUAUGUUAACGUCUUUUGGUACUUUUUCUCAACAAAAUACACAAAAUACAAGUACAUCUGGUUUAAGUAAUUUACCAUUGUAUACAUGGGGUGGGCCAUCUCAAAAGAUAGUAUCUCGCUAUAACCAGCUUCAAAUUCAAACACCAUCAGAUACAUUAGAGGUAGGCGGUUUGAAACGUGGAGCAGGUCAAUCAGGAAUGUUUGGUAGUGGUUCUAUUCUUGGUCUUGAUCAAUUUCCAUCGAUUGUGGAACAGCUUCAAAGACUUAAGAAUGCAUGGGAUCCAACACACCCUGAUUGUGCAUUCCAGCACUAUUUUUACAACAGAGUCCCACCAGAUGAAGUGGCUUUAUAUGUUAAACCUUUGCAUCAUAAUCAACAAAAAUGGGAUGAAGCAGUUGCCAAUCGUCCAGAAAAUAGUGUUGUUCCUGCAUUGGCAGUAGGAUUUUCUGAUAUUCAAAAAAGAGUACAGCUUCAGGAACAACAAGUUAUGGCAUAUCGUGUUCGUAUGCAUGAAAUUGUUAAUAAACUUGGAGAGUUGUCACAGAAACAUGAUCUUAGUACUACUAUAAAGAUAUCAGAAGCAACACUAAGACAUUUGGAGCUGGCCCGCCGUUCAUUAGCGUUAGCAGCAAAAGUUCAGGUAUUAAAAGGAAGAGGUUAUGCCCUUCAAUCAGAAGAAGAAAAUUUAAAACAGCGAUUGAAAGAACUGUCAAUAAAAAUAAACGACCCAAGCGUAUUUGGAAGAAUGAACGAGCUUUGGGCACGUAUGACAUUUAUACGUGAAAAAGCAAAAUCAAUUGAAAAGGAAAGAGAAGGUGGAAUUAUGAUUAGUAUCAACUGGAGGAAAGAUGAGGAACAAUUAGAGAAAAUUGCAAAAGUCCUUAGUGAUCAGCAUGCUGGGAUUUCAUAUGUUAUACAUAUUUUGAAAGGAGAUUUAAGUGAGGUUGAAAAAACGUUAGAAAUCAUAGAAGAACGCAAAAAAGCACUUGAACGGCCUAAAUCACGGGGAUCCAGAUAAAUACCUAUUAUUCUAAUGCACAUCCGAUAAACCUUCAUGUAUUCAU
Molecule: messenger RNA, 1467 nt
Organism: Pneumocystis jirovecii RU7
Lineage: Eukaryota; Fungi; Ascomycota; Pneumocystomycetes; Pneumocystales; Pneumocystaceae
Product: FG-nucleoporin NUP57
Exons: 2
Coding region: 30-1421 (463 amino acids)
Biological process (GO): NLS-bearing protein import into nucleus; protein localization to nuclear inner membrane; nuclear pore organization
Cellular component (GO): nuclear pore; nuclear pore central transport channel
Molecular function (GO): structural constituent of nuclear pore
Source: RefSeq, a predicted model, not a curated record